ACCCGAGUAGAGGGAAACCCCAACUCCGAACCACAGCGCAGCGCAGGGUUCUCCUCCCGUUCCGCGUCGCCGCCGUCGACGAAGCCGCCGAUCGACCGUGAUCGCAAGCCUUGGCCAUGUCUCAGUUCAACUACUGCCCAUCUGCCGACGACAUCCACGAGGCCGGUAACAAGGCUCCCAUGAACGAUUCCCUCGAAGAUAGCAUCCACGAGGACGCCGGCAACAACGCUCCCAUGAACGAUUCCCUCGACGACACGAAGGCUCUCAUGAAGGCGGCCGUCGCCGGAGACCUCGAUUCCCUCAAAGAUAUUGUACAGAGCCUUACCAAAGGAAGUGGUGACCCAUCGGCGAUUUUUUCUUUCAACAUCGACGGAGUUUCUGUGUUGCACGCCGCGGCAAUGUUUGCCCAACUGGAGGUUAGCAAGUAUUUGGUGGAGGAGCUGAAGGGAGAUGUGAAUGCUCCGGGAUAUGGAGCUGGUGCUGAUGGUAUGACUCCAUUUAUAGUGUCUGCUCGGUCCGGUGAUGUUGCUACUGUUAAGUAUUUUCUUGAUCGUGGUGGCGAUUUAAUGAAAGCAGAUGACAAAGGACGCACCGUUCUUCACCAUGCUGCCGCUAAAGGACACUGCAUGGUAACAAAGUUUCUCCUCUCAGAAGGAGUUCCAGUCGACAUCAACUAUGGUCGUGGAACACCACUCUUUGUGGCUGCUGAAAGUGGGGAGGAUAAGACAUUGGAGAUUUUGUUGGACCACGGCGCAGAUCCUAAUACCAAUGCCCAUUGUUUGGGAAGUCCCUUCUUUAUGGCUCUUACUAAGCAUUCAUUCAAAUGCAUGGAGACACUCGUUAAGGCUGGUGCCGAUGUUAAUUGGAAGACUUUCGGUCUCACUCCUUUGGGGUUUGCUACGGCGCGAGGAGGUUAUACCAACUUCAUUCGGUUCCUCUUGGAUGUUGGAGCAGAUGCUAAUAUUUCUGAUGAUUUGGGUUGGUUGCCAGUACAGCUUGCUGCGGCACGUGAUUGCAAUGAAGAGGUUGAAAUGUUGUUUCCUUUGACUUCCCCAAUUCCAAAUGUCCCAAACUGGACUAUUGAGGGUGUAAUUUCUCAUGCAAAGAUUGAAGCCAAAAAGCCACUGGACCAAAAGGCUUGCCAAAGAAGAAAAAGUUUCUUAAAGUUAGAAGCUGAUAUAGCAUUCAAGCAGAAGGACUAUAAGCUGGCAUCAGAGUUGUAUGACAUGGCAAUAAGUCAUGGAGAAAGUGCAGCACUGUACGCGAACAGGAGUCUUACUAAACUGCUAAUGGGUGAUGGUGAAGGUGCUUUGUCAGAUGCUCUCUGGUGUAGAGUGUUGCGACCUCAUUGGGCAAAAGCUUUCUAUCGUGAAGGUGCAGCUCUCAUGCUACUCGAGGAGUAUGAACAAGCCUAUGAUGCUCUGUUGGAUGCACAAAACUUGGAUCCUGAGAGUGCUGAGAUUGAACGUGAACUACGGAAAGCUAGGGAACUCAUGAAGAAUAUUCCUGGAGAACGUGAGCAUGUGUGAGCAUUGAGGCGUGCGCAUCGGACGUAGGCCACAACAUGUGCCCGUUUUUACCAAAUUGGAGUUAGCAGGAACUUAUGUUUUAUUAGAAAAGAAACUUUUAAAUGUAUCGUGAAUCAUGCAUCUUCGGACUGCUAAGUUGAUUUUGUAUGAGAUUUUCUUGUUUGACCCAUGGAUAUUAGUGGCCACGGCCAUAUCCAGUCCUUACCUUUUGAAUGAGUACUUGUGAAAUUCUCAAUA
Triticum aestivum (bread wheat) is the source of this 1766-nucleotide messenger RNA. Its product is annotated as ankyrin-1. The transcript is spliced from 12 exons. Bases 117 to 1529 code for a protein of 470 amino acids. Gene Ontology annotation, molecular function: protein binding. NCBI's taxonomy places the organism in Eukaryota, Viridiplantae, Streptophyta, Magnoliopsida, Poales, Poaceae. The record is from RefSeq and is a predicted model, not a curated record.